This is a messenger RNA of Dicrocoelium dendriticum, 1324 nucleotides long. Lineage: Eukaryota; Metazoa; Platyhelminthes; Trematoda; Plagiorchiida; Dicrocoeliidae. The record is from the annotation of a GenBank genome assembly.
GCAUUCGCUCUGACCGUGAUACGUCAUCUUAACCCGAAGUCUCCCAGAUGGACAGUGGUUUUGGAGAUCAACAACUGCAUGAAAGUCACCUCUCACCUGAUCAGAGGAGUCGCAGUUGUAGGUCAUCAGGGACAGCUGCCCUCUAUUUACAAGGUCAAGCGUACAGUUCUGGAACAGGUUCUGAAUCAUCGCUAGCAUCAGGACUAUCUGAUUCGAUGUAUGUGAAUAACACAGCCACUGCGGCCACUGGAAACUUUGAAGCGCGUUUCCGACAAGGUUACUGUAAUCUACGCUGUUGCGGAAUAAAUUACCAACCAGGCUCUGGGCACUCUGACGAAGAUGUGGCUGUUGAAGAAAUAUGGAUCAUGGGUUCCAACAGCCCCACUCAAAAUACAUCGUCAUACAAUAACGGUCGCUUUGGUCUACUACCAUCGAUGUCUGGAACGGCGGAGGCUGCAUCGAACAAUUUUGAAGAGUCACCUUUCUUCUCUAUAUCACAUAUUGAAGCAUCGAACCCAGUGCCUUUGGUGUGCCCUAAUUGUCGUGCACAAAUAUCUCAGAUCAACGAGUGUGCCUGUGUAAGCGCUCUGACAAACGGGAUAUCCAAUUCAUCGAAUGGUGAUUGUAUCUCUUCUUGGGGGUGUUCUCGGUUCGGAAACCCGGACAGCCAACGUACCCCAACAAAAUUGCGUUUGAAUGCCACCCCGAGCCAUUGCGCCUUCCCUGUCCUGGCCAGUUCCGCUCAGUGUAUCCUACCGCAGCGUACCAGUUCAGCAGCAUCGAGUUCGCAAACUGUAGUGACGGGCGAUUACGUUGGUGGCGAAGGGUUGACAACUGCUGCCCCACCUUCGCCUCCCUUGCUGGAACUGACGGGAGAUGUGAGAGCCGUCAACUUCCCAGCGCUGGACCAUCGUCCAAUUCGAACCUGAUUAUAACGACAGAGUCGGAAUGAAACGCAACAUGGUCUGAACCGGUGACAGAAGAAUAAGCAUUUUGUGCCAUUCCUUAUUUUUGUCACGUGACGUUACCUUAAAGAUGUAUCCAGCUUGAGAGUCUUAGUAUACAGCGACAGUAAAUUCUCCGUUGCAUCUCUGUUCCCCAUAGAGUGUAGGUAACAUAUAACUAUGCAGUGAGUGUUGUAUUGCGUUUGUCAGAUCCUUUUCAACAUUCCCGACGGACGAAGAAGGAAUUCAGAAGAAGUUAUGCAUCUUCCAUUUUUUGGCUAUCUUUUGAAUAUGCUGCUGUCGAUAAUCGAAUUUUGUAAAAUUAAUGUUCCUAUCCAUUUUUACACGAUUCACAUUAUAAAGAAUGUUACACACAUUAA